ACGUCAGUUUGUUUUUCUUAGUAAAUUAGUUGUAAUGUCGUACAUAAAACGUCAGUCGAAAAAGAAAUCCAGAACGAGGCUUCCGCUUAAAACUGGAUACUUUAAUUUCGGCAGACGUUAGGUAAACGACUUGGUAGUACGUAUACAGUUUAUACACAUUGAGGUCUGCAGCAAGGUUCGACAAGUUUGUCGACACCUUGAAUCCAGUCGACAAUGGUGUUCACUAUUGGAGUAGAAAACGACAAUUUGAAGUUCGUCAAGUGGACAAUUCCAUUAAAAAAGAAAAUCAAAAGUGCUAAAAAAUUCUAUUUUACUGAAUUAAAUAGGCAAAACGGUGAAAGGGAUGAAAAACAAUUUCAGCUGACUCGUUUCACCAAUUACACUUCUCACUACAAUCUCUCAUGGUCGCACGGCCAUGUUGAAUUUAAUCAAGAUUUCAAAGGAAAACUUGAACUCGACAUCAAGAUUUGUUUGCAAGAAGUCAAAAGCAGUAUCGACAACUCGACAUCGACCGAAACUAUUCCGGAUUACCACCAUUCACCGUGCGAAGUUUGGGUAUCCGCCAACAGUGAGAAAUAUUUUCUGAAAAAGUCGAGUGAUUCCGAUUAUUGGAAAUCGGAAUUCUUCCGUUUAGAUAUUCAGGACUCAAUGAAUUCUUCAUCAAUCUUCUUAGAAAUUUGGAUCAAAUUUAACCCCUUCGACGUCAGAGAGAUGAGCGCGCAUCAAAACUUGGCAGACUAUUUGUUUGUCGAGCAAACCAACUGUGACGUCAAAUUUUGUUUUGACGACGGCCGUCAAAUUGGCGGUCACAAGAGAAUCCUGUCAGCCAGGAGUCCCGUAUUCGCAGCCAUGUUCAAAUACGACAUGCAAGAAGCCAAAACGGGAAAAGUUUCCAUCAAAGACUUUGACCUAGAGACUUUCAGAGAACUUUUACACUUCAUUUACUUGGGACGGACGAGUGAACCUCUGGACGCAAGUAAAGCUCAGCCACUGUUUCUGGCGGCAGACAAGUACGACAUUUUGGACUUGAGGGAGGAUUGUUCCCGAAAAUUGCUCUCAUCCAUCCAAUUGUGUAACGCAAUUGAAUUGAUGAUCUGGGCGCACAACAACUCAGUCGAUCACGUCAAAGAAGCGGCUCUUGAAAUUAUGGUUCGAAACGGCAAAGAGAUUUGCUUGCAGCAAGACUGGGAAAUGUUAACCAUACUUCAUCCUGAACUCUGCCCGCUGGCAACUCGACGCAAUGACGCAUGAUGGAAAUAGCGCAGUUUCCAGCAGUUAAAAGAAAGGCGAGUAAUUAAUUCCUUGCAAUACUACAGUUUAAUGAAUUUAUGUUCCGAAUUUAUAGUAAUCAGAGACGAAAAAUAAACUGUU
Messenger RNA from Daphnia pulex (common water flea), 1371 nucleotides. RefSeq names its product protein roadkill-like. The transcript has a single exon. Gene Ontology annotation, biological process: proteasome-mediated ubiquitin-dependent protein catabolic process; regulation of proteolysis. Gene Ontology annotation, cellular component: nucleus; cytoplasm. The coding region runs from base 214 to 1251 and encodes 345 amino acids. Gene Ontology annotation, molecular function: ubiquitin protein ligase binding. Lineage: Eukaryota; Metazoa; Arthropoda; Branchiopoda; Diplostraca; Daphniidae. The record is from RefSeq and is a predicted model, not a curated record.